UCUCUCUCUCCCUCCCUCCACGGCCUCUGUGAAGCAACAACCUCUGACAACUUCUGGAGGACGUCUACACACUUAGUCCAUUGUUUUCAGUUACAGACAGAGCAUCGCAGGUAUGGUCAAGCAGGAGAAUCCCAAUGUGUACGUGGUGGACAGCCGUGCCACCCGGCCUCAUACACUGCCCAGGCUGGGCCAGAGGCAACGGCGAGCAGGGGUGGUGCAGACCCUGCUGUUCCUGCUGGUGAGCGUGGCGUUGUGUGGCAUGACCAUCGAAGCCUGCUUCAUCUACCGUCUCUACUUUCUCGAACCUGCUGCCUCAGCAUCGUUCUCCAAGCUCACUGGAGGUGAAGAUGUUACUUCUACCACUAAAUCGCCCAGUUAUGAUAUUCUUCCUUCCAAACCAGUCGCACAUCUGACAGAUGGAAAUGAUGUAGUUCAUGGACAGGAGAUCAUGGAGUGGAGCAUGAUUGCAGAGCCCAUACUCUAUGACAUGGCCUACAAAGAUGGAAGCCUUAUCAUUCAGAAGGAGGGUUAUUACUAUGUCUAUUCAAAGGUUUUCUUCUCGGAGGGGGGCACAUUUUACCACUCUGUCGAUAUGAAUACUCAAAAGUAUCCUGGGAAAAGUAUCACCCUCCAGAGGUCCAGGAAAUACCCCUCGAAAAAGAGCGAACAACAAUCCAACAGUUACCUGGGCGGAGUGUUCCACCUUUACAAAGACGAUGCUCUGUUAGUGAGAGUCCGCAACACCUCGAAAAUCCAGCGACACAAAUCCUAUGAGAACUUCUUUGGUGCAUUUAUGAUUUAAAUAUCACACAGAUCCUCAUCAUUAUUACAAAGUGAAAGCUUUGACUCAUCACUCUCAGUUUUACUCUGUCACUGGUACAACUUUGUACAUAUAAGGCGAUUUUGGUACUCUCCCCUCAUUACCCGUGUGUCUGCAUUAUGCAGAAAUGUAUUGUGCAUUACUCUCUGUGUUGUCAGAACUUCUUUUUACUUUCUGUUUCCAAUGUCUACAGAGAAAUUGAGACAAAGGACUUGUAAUGUAUUGCAGAGAGACUUAAUCUCACUCAAUUUCCACGAAGCUAAAGGUUUGGAGUAAGAAUGUACAUAAUUUAAAUUAAUUUCUAAAAUGUCUCAUCAUAGAUGUUAAAGAAACUCAAUUAACAAAUUUUCCUCCAAAACUCAAAAUAACCUGUUCUUUUCGUCCUUGCUGUAACACGCACUUUCGCACCAUUUAUUUAUUAUUCCUGCAGUGGCAGAGCGAAUGACAAAACUGCUUUUAAUGAUGUUGUAUUGUUGUACAAUAAUGUCUAGAAAAUAAGGAAAUAAACAGAUAAUCAUGGAAAA
Molecule: messenger RNA, 1344 nt
Organism: Hippoglossus stenolepis (Pacific halibut)
Lineage: Eukaryota; Metazoa; Chordata; Actinopteri; Pleuronectiformes; Pleuronectidae
Gene: tnfsf14a
Product: TNF superfamily member 14
Exons: 4
Coding region: 113-802 (229 amino acids)
Biological process (GO): immune response
Cellular component (GO): membrane
Molecular function (GO): tumor necrosis factor receptor binding
Source: RefSeq, a predicted model, not a curated record